CUUAAAAUAUAAAUAUAAAUUUAAAAAUAAAUAAAAUUUGAAAAUUUUCUGUCAUUUUACAUUUCUUAGAUUUUGGACAGAGUUUAGAAGAGAGGAGAGAGAAGAAGAUAAACAGGAUUCUUCUUCUUCUCCUUCUCCUUCCUUCUUCAACAAACCCAUAAAAAACCCAGCUCCUUUUAGGGUUUACUAUAGGAAAUUUCAAAUUAAUUUAUAUUAAAAUUAUCCUAAAAAAGUUCAAUUUAAUUAAUUAUUUACAUAAAUGAAGAAUAUGAGCAGAGAUUUGUUCGAUCCAAGAACUGUGAUGGAUUCGGAAUAUGAUAGGUCUGCGAAAGAGGGAAAUUUCGCGUUCGCCUUCAAUGACAGCAAUUUCUCGGACCGGGUUCUUCGGAUCGAGAUUAUGGCUGGGCCGUCUUAUUCUAAAUCCGAUGCUGAUGGUUGUUGUAGCCUCUUUGAUUGGGCUCGUAAUCGCAAGCGUAGGCGUGAGGAUUUGAAGAAGGAUGUUCAAAUUGAUAAUGACACUAUUGAGGGUGAAGAUGUUACUGUGGGUCCCGAGGAGCAGGUUUUGCAUCAAUCUGACGGCGACGAUGUUUUAGCCUGUGAAAAUGAUGAUGAGGAAGCCGUUGCGAUGAUUGAAGAAUUACCUUCAGGAGACGAAGGAACAAAUAGCAAUGAUUCAUUAUGGAGCAUGGAAUGUUCGACAAUCGUGAGCGUCAAAACCUUGCAUAUCAGCUCUCCUAUCUUAGCUGCCAAAAGUCCAUUUUUCUACAAGCUAUUCUCAAACGGCAUGAGGGAGUCUGAACAGAGGCAUGUGACUUUGCGUAUUAAUGCAUCUGAGGAAGAUGCUCUUAAUGAGCUUCUGAACUUCAUGUACAACAACACCUUAUCUGCAAAUACGGCUCCAGCUUUGCUGGAUGUAUUAAUGGCUGCUGAUAAGUUUGAGGUUGCUUCAUGUAUGAGAUAUUGUAGUCGUCAGCUGCGUAAUUUGCCCAUGAACCCCGAGUCUGCUCUACUCUAUCUUGAUCUUCCAUCCAGUGUUUUAAUGGCUGAAGCAGUUCAGCCAUUGACAGAUGCAGCUAAGCAGUACCUUGCCGAACGUUACAAGGAUAUUACCAAGUUCCAAGAAGAGGUCAUGGGUUUACCCAUUGCUGGAAUCGAGGCUAUUCUUGCCAGCGAUGAUCUUCAGGUGGCAUCGGAGGAUGCAGUUUAUGACUUUGUCUUAAAGUGGUCCAGAUCUCAGUACCCAAAACUGGAAGAACGGCGCGAAAUCCUAGCCUCCCAUCUUGCUCGAUACAUACGGUUUCCAUACAUGACAUGCCGGAAGUUGAGGAAGGUUCUAAGCUGUCCAGACUUUGAUCACGAGGUGUCAUCCAAGCUUGUCCUUGAGGCACUCUUCUUUAAGGCAGAGGCCCCACAUCGGCAACGGAUACUUGCUGCAGAAGAAUCAGCUUCCACAAACCGCCGCUUUUUAGAACGGGCUUACAAGUAUCGUCCUGUUAAGGUGGUUGAGUUUGAACUUCCUCGACAGCAGUGUGUUGUGUACUUGGAUUUGAAGAGGGAGGAGUGCGCAAAUCUGUUCCCAUCUGGGCGAGUGUAUUCUCAAGCAUUCCACUUAGGUGGGCAGGGAUUUUUUCUAUCAGCUCAUUGCAACAUGGAUCAGCAAAGCUCUUUUCAUUGCUUUGGGUUGUUUCUGGGAAUGCAGGAGAAAGGGUCUGUAACGUUUGCAGUUGACUACGAGUUUGCUGCUAGGUCGAAGCCAACGGAAGAGUUUCAGAGCAAAUACAAAGGGAACUACACGUUUAUGGGGGGUAAGGCAGUAGGUUAUAGAAAUCUAUUUGGGAUACCGUGGACCUCGUUUAUGGCAGAGGAUAGCCUUUAUUUCAUCAAUGGAAUUCUGCAUCUUAGAGCUGAGCUCACUAUUAGGCAUUGACUUAAUAAUCUGUGUCUUGUUCCGAAAACGUCUGGUAAUCAUUGGUAUCCUUGUAAACUCUUUUGUUUUAUUGUUAAUUUUCCCUUAAUUUCAUUAGGGCUUGACAGGAAACUUACUUUAGGGCAAUAUAGAUGAGCUAACAUGUAAUUUUUAUAUUUUGUUUAGUUUUUGAGGGGUCAAGAUUAAUGAGGGAUCUCUCGAUGUUGUCCUUGCCAUACCUGAAAAGCGGAGGAGAAUCGAUAUGUAAAUGUGUUUGAGAAUUAUUAUUAUUAUUAUUAUUAUUAACAACCAGCUUGUACUUUUAUCA
Molecule: messenger RNA, 2234 nt
Organism: Spinacia oleracea (spinach)
Lineage: Eukaryota; Viridiplantae; Streptophyta; Magnoliopsida; Caryophyllales; Amaranthaceae
Product: BTB/POZ domain-containing protein POB1
Exons: 6
Coding region: 260-1927 (555 amino acids)
Biological process (GO): response to red light
Cellular component (GO): nucleus
Molecular function (GO): protein binding
Source: RefSeq, a predicted model, not a curated record